Symphalangus syndactylus (siamang) is the source of this 2376-nucleotide messenger RNA. RefSeq names its product protein POLR1D. The record is from RefSeq and is a predicted model, not a curated record. Lineage: Eukaryota; Metazoa; Chordata; Mammalia; Primates; Hylobatidae.
CUCUUCAAGGUGUGUUGACCGACUAAAGUCUAAGCCUGUCGUCCCACAAAAGGCCCGGGAGGGCCGGGGUCCCAGGAAGGGCCAUCCUGGGUCAGCACCGCCCCAGUGGGGGAGUCGGGCCGCUUUCAGACUUGCCACUGGGAAGGGAAGUGAUUUGGGGGCGGCAGGUAAGGCACCGCCCCUUCGCCAUCACCUGCAGAAAAGUACCAGAGUUGAGCCGGGGCGCCCGCAGGCCUGUCUGGGCCUCGGGGUAAGGCGGCGCUGGCCACGCCCCCUGCCCCUCCCGCCGCGAGUGGCCUCAUGUGGUCGCCCAGGUGAGCCGCGGGGCUGCGAGCCACCGCCCACCCCGCGUCGGGGCGGGGCCUGGGGGCGGAGCCUCAUGCCCCGCCCCGCGGCUGGUCCCUGCCGCGCCGCUGCGGCUCCUCCUCCCUCCUUCCGUCCUCCGCGCCUUCCGUCGGUCGGUCCUUCCUUCCUGCUUCGCCUCCGCGCCUCGCGCUAUGGGACAGAGCCCCCGAUCCGCCAGCACCACCUGAGGAUCCGGAAACCGCCCCAGCGAUGGAAGAGGAUCAGGAGCUGGAGAGGAAAGCAAUAGAAGAACUGCUUAAGGAGGCAAAACGUGGGAAAACUAGAGCUGAAACAAUGGGACCCAUGGGUUGGAUGAAGUGUCCUCUUGCUAGCACCAAUAAAAGAUUUCUAAUUAACACAAUUAAAAACACAUUGCCCUCUCAUAAAGAGCAAGACCAUGAACAAAAAGAGGGCGAUAAGGAACCAGCGAAGAGCCAGGCCCAGAAAGAAGAAAACCCGAAGAAACACAGAAGCCAUCCUUACAAGCACAGCUUCCGCGCUCGAGGUUCCGCCGGUUACUCCCCGCCACGAAAGCGGAGCAGCCAGGACAAGUACGAAAAGCGGUCCAACCGGCGGUGAGGCUGGAACCAGGGCCAGCCAGCCCUGCGGGCCUCCGUGCUCCUUCGGGGGUGUGGUGUGCAGAGAAGGCAUGAGCUGGCAGGGCAAACACCUGAGAGUGACUUUGACAGUAGGUCCUUUGUUGUUUUUAAAGAGGCUGCUGGCCACGGGAAAAAAUGACCUAGCAACUCUUGAGGAAACAAGUACAAAGGAGGAGGUCUUGGCAAGUUUAAGCUACUUCCGCAGUGUAGUAGACAUACGUAUUGUUGUUUAUCUUGUUUGGAAGUGUGUUUCAAAAUAAACAUGUCUAGAAUUUAAAGUUUUCGGAGAUUGUUAAAACUAGUUCCAAUUUUUUGGUCAUUUCUCAGAAAAAUAAAAUAUAAAUCCUAUAUGUUACUUUUUGGGGGUAUCACAUUUAAAAUUUAGAAAUCAUCAGUCCAGUGACCAUAUUAUGAAAAGCUGUAGCCCUCCAAGGUCUGGGAAUUUAUUGAGAAGCUCUUUGAUAGCCCUGCAUUUGUUUUCCCUUAGGUGAACAAUGUAGGAAAUCCUCAAAGUGGCUUUGAAUUUAAUGCUCCACUUCAGUUACCAGAGGUUAAAAAAUGGGUUUUGUUGUUUCCUGUGCAUUCUCAAACUCAUUUAUUAGAUAGAACAAUCUUUCUGUAUUUAAUUUUUUUAAUAUAUAGGUCUUAAGUGGUGCUUUAAAAAGAACCCUCACAAGUUAAAAAUUAACAGUUGUUUCAGUGCUAGAUCUUACCAGCUAAAGACUUGUGAUCCCACAAUAUAGUAUAGUUGUUCCAGAAAUCUUCGUUUUAAAUAGAAGUGUUUACAAUGCCUUUUUUCCCCCAGUAUUGGUUUUCAAUACCUGUUUUCAUAUACAAUUACAAACCUUUCAAACCUGUAUUCCUUCUUUAUACUCAGGAAAAUGUCACCAAGCACCCUCCUCCCCAGUCCACAAAAGGAAGAAGAUGAAGAUUCUGUCUCCCUGUUCCCCCUCCCCAGUUUUCCAAAGUGUCUGAGCAUAUGCCUGGCUGUCCUCAGAUCAUCACCAUGCCACAUCCCUGCUCCCCACUUCCUGGCAGCCAAGAAAAGCCCUUUCUACAUGCUAGAAGGAAAUACAUCCAAAAAGUUAGCAUCGGAGUGUUAGAAACUAGAAUAGACCUCUCUGCCCCCAAGCUGCUGUGUCACACCCUCAGCCUGCUAGAGAGUGACAAACCCAAAUCAUUCUUGAUCCACCCCUUCUCCCACCCCAGAUCCCAGGGACUCAUCCUGUGACUUUGUAACCACAAUCAUUCCUUUCAAACACAGAGGAGGAAUUAUUGCUUCAUCUGACUUUAUUCAAAUCUAGUUAUGUAUUAGCCUAAAUUAUUUGUGCAAAAUUUGAAAUGUUUUUUAUUCAAAUAUUAGAAAUAGCACAAAGUCAUGGAGUUUUUAAAAAUUGUUAUAAUUAAGUAAAAAUAAAGCUGAAUUGUGUCA